Manihot esculenta (cassava) is the source of this 1252-nucleotide messenger RNA. RefSeq names its product feruloyl CoA ortho-hydroxylase F6H1-3. The transcript has 2 exons. Lineage: Eukaryota; Viridiplantae; Streptophyta; Magnoliopsida; Malpighiales; Euphorbiaceae. The coding region runs from base 80 to 1165 and encodes 361 amino acids. The record is from RefSeq and is a predicted model, not a curated record.
CCAUCAUUUUCCUUUGCAUUCCAUUCAACCAAACAAAAAUUUCCACCCUCAAAAAUCAACGUUUCAAAGAGUCUAACAAAUGGCUCCAACACUUGCAGAAUCAGCCACUGACUCCUUUGAUCUCACUGAUUUUGUAAUCAACCAAGGCAAUGGCGUUAAGGGCCUUUCUGAUUUGGGCAUCAAAAGCCUUCCUAUACAAUAUAUUCAACCCCAAGAAGCAUUAAUCAAUAUCAUCCCUAAUGAAUCCAUACCUGUCAUUGACAUGUCAAACUGGGAAAAUGAUCCUAAGAUUGCAGAAUCUGUAUGUGAAGCUGCUGAGAGAUUUGGAUUUUUCCAGCUUGUUAACCAUGGAGUUACUCUUGAAGUUCUUGAGGGUGUUGAGGAUGCAACUCAUGGUUUCUUUGGACUUCCGGCGGCCGUAAAGAGAACAUAUUCUAAAGAGCUUUCUCCUUCUAACAGUGUCAGAUUUGGCACUAGCUUUAGUCCUGAUUCUGAGAAAGCUCUUGAAUGGAAAGACUACCUUAGCCUUUUCUAUGUCUCCGACGACGAGGCUAAUGCAUUGUGGCCUCCUCAGUGCAAGGAUGAAUGCUUAGAAUACAUGAAGAAAGCAGAAAUUCUAUGCAAAAAGCUAUUAACUGCCCUAAUGGAGAGACUCAAUAUAAAAGAAAUAGAUGAAAAGAAAGAGUCUCUUUUAAUGGGAUCAAGAAGAAUUAACCUUAACUAUUAUCCAAGAUGUCCAAACCCUCAACUCACCGUCGGGGUUGGCCGCCACUCCGACGUCUCCUCCCUCACUUUUCUCCUCCAAGACGAAAUCGGCGGGCUUUACGUGCGAGUGAAUGAAGGCAAAGGGGAUGAAGAUGGUUGGGUUCAUGUUCCUCCCAUCAAAGGAUCUCUUGUGAUUAAUGUUGGCGAUGCAUUGCAGAUACUCAGCAAUGGUCGAUAUAGGAGUGUAGAGCACUGUGUGAUUGCGAGUGGAAGCAAGAAUAGAAUUUCGAUUCCUGUUUUCGUCAAUCCAAAGCCUACUGAUGUUAUCGGACCUUUGCCGGAACUGCUUGCCGCCGGAGAGAAGCCUAAAUACAAGAACAUUUUAUAUUCUGAUUAUGUGAAGCAUUUCUUCAGGAAAGCUCAUGACGGAAAGAAGACUGUGGAGUUUGCUGAAGUGUGAUAAAUUUUCUCCUUUACUAGUUUAUUUCACUGUUAAUGUUGUAAUCACCAAGUACUUGUUUAAUAAUAAAUUAUAAGAUUAAUUUCA